Volvox carteri f. nagariensis is the source of this 2120-nucleotide messenger RNA. RefSeq lists its product as uncharacterized. The coding region runs from base 90 to 2120 and encodes 676 amino acids. NCBI's taxonomy places the organism in Eukaryota, Viridiplantae, Chlorophyta, Chlorophyceae, Chlamydomonadales, Volvocaceae. The record is from RefSeq and is a predicted model, not a curated record. Gene Ontology annotation, biological process: exon-exon junction complex disassembly. The transcript is spliced from 15 exons. Gene Ontology annotation, cellular component: cytoplasm; exon-exon junction complex. Gene Ontology annotation, molecular function: protein binding; RNA binding.
GGAAAUUAUAAAUUGUCCUGCGCGGCAGGAAUCCACGGCGAAAGAAAACCCAGCAUACAACACGAAAACAAAAUAUAGAAGGAAGGGGGAUGAGCCGAAAAUUGACCGAGACAACCGUCUUGGAGACAGGCGAGAAGAUUCUUCCUGGAAGCGUAAGACCCGAUGGAACGGUGCGCAAAGAGCGCAGGAUCCGUGCUGGAUAUACACCACAGGAUGAACAGCCGGUUUACCAGUCGCGCGGUAUGCUGGCCAAGCAAAAUGUCCCAACGUGCCCGGGCAUGGAUGAACUCGAGGUCGCGGUGCUGAAGCAGCAGGCGGCGAAGGGAAAGAAGCCAUCCAGUGCAGCGAGCCUAGCUCCUAAGCCCAAGCCCACGGCAAACACAUCAACGGGCUCCAAAGACGCAACAGUCGUUUCUUCGGUGUCGAAAGGCGCUACCCGCCCCGCACAGGCAGCCUCAGCCUCAGCCCCGGAGGCAGCGGCAGCUGCAGUAUCAGCCCCGUCGGAACCCGAGGACCCUAGGGCGGCGCUGGAGAAGCAAAUCCGCAACCUGAAGAAGAAGAUCCGACAGUGCAGCGAUCUGGCUGAGAAGCAGCAGUCGGGGAGCCAGUUGGACAAGGACCAGGAGGAGAAGCUGGCCAAGAGUGUGGUGUGCACCUCGCUCGCUGUCGUUCACUGCUCCUACACCGAUGUGGACCGUGUGCUGUGCAUGCACGGCACGCCACAUGUACUACCGCUAGCAAGGCCAGAGAACCCUUGGGCUAAUGCUCCACCUCCUCGCAAUAACUUCUCGGAGGGUGUGAGACCAUAUCCUCCCGCAUUAUGCUUGCUGGCUCUAUCAACGAACGGUACGCAGGCAGGAAGAGGCGGCAGUCCUCUUCCCAAUCCUUCUGGCUCACCACUGGAUACACUGCCGGAUGAGAUUCUUAUUCAGAUAUUUGGUCACCUGGCGGUGGUGGGCGGCAUCUGGGAGGACGAUGACCCGCUACGGCUGAGCACCUUGCCGUACCGCCAAUCGGACAUGGAGAUAAUGCCGUGUACGGGACUGCGGGGCUACCCCUUCCUGGCGCAGCAAUUUUUCGGGCAGCGUGUGUGUAUUGACCUGGGCCAGGAACUGGUCACCUUCAUCCACACACCCUUGAGGUGGAGCAACCAGCGACCCACUGCGGCCGAGUACCAAGCGGCCUUCCAGAAGACAACACUCAGCGCGAGCAAGGUCCUCCACUUCCUGACCGGGGUGUCGCCCCACGUGCGGAGCCUGGUGGUGGCGAACACGGAGGGAUUCGACGGGGACGACGGCGAGUACGUCAGCCUGGCGGACAAACACAACUUCGGACCGGCACAUCUGGGCUUUGCACUGGCACUGCUCCGAAACACACUCGCGGAGUUGGUUAUAUACCGUUGUAACGACCUUCUGCUGUCCGGUGACAGCGGUUUGUGGAGUCUGAGCUCGCAGUUACCCCGACUGCGGAUUCUGGCGGUGGAGGGGUUGCGGGGGCUGCUGACGGAGGGGCAGGUGGCGGAACUGGGGGGCCUGAAGCAGUUGGAGGCUCUGGUCCUGACGGGCGAGGAGUACCGCAGUGACUUUGCGGUGGGGCUGGAGGGUAUACCGGCGGCCUGGAGCAAACUGACUGCCCUGACCAGGCAGCAGAAGCGGCGGGCAAGGAGGGCACACGCGAGGCAGAGAGGUAGCAAGGUUAACCUGGCUCUCGGCCACAUCCCCCCGGACCCCAACCCCAGUGACGCCGAGAUCGCCGCCGCCGCGCUGUCCGGUCAGCUGCCCGCCCGCCGCGCCCUGCCCGACCUGCAGCCCCUGGCCCCCUGCCUGACCUCCCUCUCGCUCUCCAACAACCGCUUCACUCAGCUGCCCGAGUGGCUGCACCGCCUCACCCGGCUAGAGCAUCUGGAUGUGGCUUACAACAAAUACCUGCAGCUCCGCACCCCCCUCAGCGGCCUGGCCGCCCUCCCGCACAUCCGCCUGCUGGACUUUCGGUCUGUCCACGUGGGUAAGGACAAGAGCUACUGGUGCGAGGCGAAGUGCACCACCAUGCACCACCUCUCCAAGCUGGCCAAGGCGCUCAAGAGGAGGAGCCCGCAACCCAGACUGCUCAUUGACAUUUGA